AUGGAUGCAGGUAUGAAGGACAGGAAAACUCAAAGGCGCAGCUCGGCCGCCCCGGCCGCGCCCUCCGGCCAGUCGAAACACUCGCACGAACCACUAUAUCAUACCGACACUGCGCCCUCGGCCCGCAGCGUUUCGUCGAAGCGUCGUCCAAGCCAAGAUCCCGAUUGUUCCUCCGAUCGCCCACAACACCCAUCCCUUUCUCGUGUGAAGGGCAGAAGCAAUAUGUAUACCCCGCCACGCUUGACAAGCGAGGUUUCAUGGCUGAGGGAUGAAUCGCCGGUCCAUGUUGGGACGAGAACGCCUCCUCGGCAGUGCAAAACACCGGAUAAUGGCACCCCUACGCUCGUGAAUCCUGCCUCUACACUCCUGCAAGACCUCCUCAAAGAACAGCGAGCUCACCGAAUUUCACGAGGAGCUUUACCGGAGGACUGGGAUGACAGUGGCCCACGAACACCCGAAGGAUCACGAUUGCAGGACGACACGGCCUCGGAGAAAGCACGCAAAGUUAACGAUGCGUUCGCCGCCGGGCAGCGGCAACCGAAGGAGAUGGGCAUGCGAGAGAUGGAUCAGUACGUUUCAAAAAUGAACAAAUUGAAUUUCGACCUCAAGCUCGAAAUUCACCACCGCGCGGAGCAGAUGCAGCAGCUCCGGGAGAAGGUGCAGCGCAUGGAGGAGAUGGAGAAAGAGCUGCGGCGCAUGCAUAAAUUGGAAGAAGAGGUCGUGGAGCUGCGGGUCACGGAAAAGCACAACCAGCGUCUACGCGAGUCGAAUGAGCUGUUGCGCCAGGAGCUGGAUAAGCGGAAUGUGGCCGUCACCGAGGCUGUUCAGCUUAUUUGCCAGCUUGAGGCUAAGAUUGAUGAGCUCGAGUUGGGUGGACGGACGUCACAGAUGUCCGUGAGCCGACCGGUGCUCGAUGAGCCCAACGCAACGACACCUAAACGCCAAACUGCCAUUGAAAUCCCUGAAAGGACCUCGUCCAAGCGCAACUUGGCCACAAUGUCGUCUCAUACACUCCAGCCGCAGUCUUCUGAACUGCGUCAGCUCAGCAAGGCACCAUCGUUCUUGCGCGCUGACAACCGGAGCACAGCGACUCUGCGCAGUCUGUAUGCCCCGGAGAACAAUACGUCCCACUCGGCCCUGAGUGCCCUGACCAAAUCACAAAGCUUCAAUACCAUCGACGACGUGCCAGAGUCGCCCCGACUCAGUGUCCUGAGCGAGUGCAGUGAGCUAAAUCCACUCGAUACCCCGACACGCUGGAAUGAAUUCGACAAGCUGGAUAUUCCAGUUCGUCGGACUCCAUCCACUACAGGCAGCUUGCAUAGCUACAUGUCUCCAAUCGAGCACGAAGAGAGCAAGGAAGACCAGAUCGACCGCUGGAUGCAGUCGCGGCCGGACAUGUCCGAGACCAUUGUCAGAAGGCGGCAAACCCGGGCCAUGUCUGAUGCGUCGAAGACUGUAAGCUCGCCGUUUGGAAGCGGCUUAUACCAGGACAAACCUCGUGGUCGUCCGCGCUUAGACGCCUCACUUUUCGGGGGCGCAAGGCUGCCUCCGACCCCUGACACAAUGAGCACGGCUCGCGCACCGGUCAACAACGGUUCCGACGGCAGCAUUGCAGCUCAGAAAAGCCCCAAGCCAGACCGAGACCAGUGGUUGGCUGGGAGACCCCUUGAACGUCAUCGUUCUGCAGAUGAGCUCACAGUUAGACACAGCUUUAAUAGCAGCUUCAACGGCAGCUUCAACGGCAGCGAAAGCAUGCAGGCGAAUUGGAGCGACACGCCUCGUCUUGGAACAACAAAUGACGAUUCACCCACUUUCUUCCCCUUCAACACUGUUGCUAACAAGGCGAGUGCGCUGCUUGGUCCGGGCAGUCCGAACAAUCCAUCCGUCCAGUCCUUUGGCGACGUCUUCCAUCAAAAUAGCAACGAAGCCGUACCCCGAACAGUCAAGCAACAUAAAACCCCUACCAAGGCUCGCCCGAUGGUUGUCGCUCCUGAACUGGAGCGAUUUGAUGAAUGGGAGUCCCCCUCGCCUCCUCUGACACCAAACGACUGGGUUGCAGCUGCGAAGCGAGGCCCUCGCUCUCGCAAAGAGCGUAAACCCCCACGCACCAUUGGCAAGGCAGCCUUCCAUGACGACCACAGCAUCGCCUCUAUUCCGACAGAACCCGAUGGACCUGAAAUCCCAACCCUGGACAUGACUACGCUCGACAUCCUCGAACAAUCAAUGGUCGAGAUCCCCAUCGCAGACGGCACCCAGCCCCAGCCUGUACCUGCACCUGAAGCCCGGCGUCGCAUCAGCUUCCUACCCACCUUCUUACGAUCCAACAACACUAAACGCCUCCAAUCCUCCCCAGUCAUCAAUGACUUCGCCGCCGAUGACGACGACGAAGAAGAGGGUGCCCCUUCACCCGUCAUCCCAAAGAGCAGGACUCCAGGCAAACCUCGCCGCCCCUUGUCCCAAACCAUCACUAGCUCCGCAGACGUUUACUCCUCCAGCCUGCCCACAGCAAAUGACCUCGAUGCUCCCUUAGACCAUAAACCACUGCACCAAUCCCUCAUGGAAGCUCGGGAGAACCAUGCUCCUCCAAAUUUCUCAGCCACCAUCUCCGGCCGCCCCUCCACAUCCCACAGCAUGGAGAACCACAAGCGCCGCAGCUCGCUGGGUAUCUUCGGGUGGAUGAAGGGCGUGAGCGGUAAGCGUUCGGAGCCUGCGAGCCCCACGCUGGCUGAGAAAACCGUCAACAAGGAGAACCGCGCGCCAUCGCGGCUUGUGCAGGAUGGUUUCCCGCGAGCGGAGACGCCAGAUUCGUUUGAUGCGCCGAUCGUGCGUCCGCGCUCGGAGAUGACGAUGCACUCGGAUGAUCAGGCCCGGAAGCCGCGGUAUAUGGGACGGCGAUCGCGAAGAGGCUGA
Molecule: messenger RNA, 2910 nt
Organism: Penicillium canariense
Lineage: Eukaryota; Fungi; Ascomycota; Eurotiomycetes; Eurotiales; Aspergillaceae
Exons: 4
Coding region: 1-2910 (969 amino acids)
Source: RefSeq, a predicted model, not a curated record